This is a messenger RNA of Helianthus annuus (common sunflower), 870 nucleotides long. RefSeq lists its product as uncharacterized. Bases 1 to 861 code for a protein of 286 amino acids. Lineage: Eukaryota; Viridiplantae; Streptophyta; Magnoliopsida; Asterales; Asteraceae. The record is from RefSeq and is a predicted model, not a curated record. The transcript has 3 exons.
AUGUUAUGCCUGCUGGAUUGCCAUGAUAUGCUCAUGUUUAUAAAUGGGUCAUUAAAGGAACCCCGAGAGCAUGAUGGUUCUAAAGCGAUUGCAGACGAAACUGCUUUUAGAGCCAUGUAUAGGCAAUUGGAAAGAGUCACUUUCACUUUCACCUCUGUCCACCAGGACAAACGUACAUUGAUUGUUGAAAUUGGAGAAGACGAAAAAACUGCACUCUACAUUGCAAUCAGUAAUCCUUCAAAUAUUUCGUUUCUUGAGAAUCUCCUCAAUCACAUAUAUGUUGACGAAGAGUCACUUUCACUUUCACCUCUGUCCACGGCGUUGUGGUUUGCUAUAGAGUGUGGCAACAAAGUGGCUGUAGAACUGUUGGUCAAUAAAAACCCGCAUUUGUUAUUCAUUGACUACCAGCGCAACUAUAGCAAGUUGGCUCUCCCUCUUGAGACCGCUGCUCUUUAUUCUCAGAGGGCCAUUUUGGAUUAUUUAUUUGAAAUGUACAAACAAUAUAUUGGCCUCACCGACAACUUUGGCUACCCCAAUCCUUUCAAAGGAAACCAUGUUUAUAAUCUAUUCACUUGGACAAUCACAAAGUAUUUUGAUGUUGCAUAUGACUUGCUCAAAGACCACUACCAUGAACUGGCAGUAAAUCAGGACAGGCCAUGGUAUAUGGUGAAAAAACUUGCGGAAAUGCCAGGUGCUUAUCAGAGUGCCAAACCAUGCAACUUCUACCAAAGAUUCGUUUAUUUUCGUUUGUUUCUUCAUUUGCUCUUAAUCCAUUGUUCUCAUAUUCAAUCAUGUUUCUACAAAACCAUGUGCAGACAUCUCAUUUCUUUUUUUUUUAACUUAUAUAAGAAUGAAAUAUAGUUUUCUUAA